AUGGAAAGAGCCGAAGAAUUCCAAGCCGACGAAAUUCGAGUCGAAAAAGAUGAACAAGAAGCACUGAAACCGUCCGACACGAUGGUUACGAAUUCGAAUCUUCGAUCCAUGCGGAAAGCUAUUGCCAAAAAGAAAGAAAUAGAAAAUAAACUUACGACCAGUCCACGAAGCUCCUACCAACCUCCGCCCAUACGCCAUCGAAUUUUAUACCUGGAGGUAUAA
This is a messenger RNA of Dentiscutata erythropus, 222 nucleotides long. NCBI's taxonomy places the organism in Eukaryota, Fungi, Glomeromycota, Glomeromycetes, Diversisporales, Gigasporaceae. The record is from the annotation of a GenBank genome assembly.